Molecule: messenger RNA, 1617 nt
Organism: Guyanagaster necrorhizus
Lineage: Eukaryota; Fungi; Basidiomycota; Agaricomycetes; Agaricales; Physalacriaceae
Product: cytochrome P450
Exons: 14
Coding region: 1-1617 (538 amino acids)
Molecular function (GO): monooxygenase activity; iron ion binding; heme binding
Source: RefSeq, a predicted model, not a curated record
AUGGCUUUACUCCUCGCGCUCUCGUCCAUCUGUCUGAUUUUUCUCGUAUACAAACGAGUUAAACGCAUCUCAAUUGCCAACAUUCGUGGGCCACCAUGGAAAUCUUGGCUCUAUGGAAACUUUCCUGAACUCUUCAAAGGCGAAGCGGCAGAAGUCGACUUUAAAUGGCAAGAGCAGUAUGGCGACGUUGUCCGAGUCCGAGCGCCGUUGGGAGAAGAUCGUCUCCUGGUGUCUGACCCCAAAGCCCUUCAGUACAUAUAUCAAACCAGCGGCUAUAGAUUCAUAAAACCCCCAGGUGGUAAGGAGCUCCGACGGCUGCUCACAGGGACCGGAAUUGCCUUUGUCGAAGGUGAGGACCACAAGAGACAUCGCAAAGUUCUCCUACCAGGUUUCGGAGGUCCCGAAGCAAAAUUUUAUGUACCGGUUUUUUUCACGCAAUCCGGAAAGAUGGCGUCAAAAUGGAAGGAGAUGAUCUCCACGAGUGACGAACAGUGUGCCGUUAUCGACGUUCAUUCGUGGACGUCCCGUGCGACAUUGGAUGCCAUCGGCGAGGCGGCAUUUGAUUAUCAGUUUGGCGCGCUCGACAACUCGGCCGAACCUCUAACCGUCGCGUACACAAAUUUGAUGUUUGAUACUUUCGCCGUCACUACCGACAACAGUGCCCUAUCUAUGUGCCUGAUGGACCUGUUACCUCAAUGGAUUGUACGACUUUUCGUUCAGAAGGCGCCAAUCAAACGACUGGAGCAUCUUAGAACGGCACAUGACUUGACCGUUCAGGUCGCGAAGCAGUUGCUGAAGGAGAAAUAUGAAGCACUUGCCGCGGAAAAACCCAAGAGAGAUAUCAUGAGUUUGUUGGUGAAAGCAAAUCUUUCGGAAAAUCCAAAGACGCAACUCAGCGUCGAAGAGCUAGUCGGUCAGAUGAACACGAUCAUGUUUGCGGGCCACGAAACGACUGCCACUGCACUCUCCUGGACAUUUCUCGAACUCGCGAGACGCCCUGAAGUACAAGACCGGCUAAGGACCCAAAUCAGAGAGAAAGAAAGAGCCAUUUUUGCUCGUGGUGAUACCGAGUUUUCCGUCCAGGACUUGGAUAGCAUGCCUUAUCUGACUGCGGUCGUGAAGGAGGUGCUUCGAUUCCAUCCUGUUGUUUUUAAUACGGUUAGGCAGGCAGCUCAGGACAACGUAAUCCCAUUGAGCAAGCCUGUGACUUUGACGACGGGAAAGGUGGUGCAAGAGAUAGCAGUACCCAAGGGGACAACCAUCAUCGCAUCGAUUGCUGGCUACAAUAGGCACAAAAGUGUGUGGGGAGAAGAUGCACAUGUUUUCGAUCCCGCUCGGUGGCUCGCGGGAAAUACUAAUAAGGAGGUACCAAUUGGCGUCUACGGGAACUUAUUCACGUUUUCUGGAGGACUUAGGUCUUGUAUCGGCUGGCGAUUUGCUGUCCUCGAACUCCACGCGUUCAUUGUAGAGGUCAUCAAUAACUUUGAGUUUUCGUUGACCAAGGAAUCUGAGCGGAUUCGGAGGGAGGCUUGUGGUAUGAUGGCGCCGACGGUGGAAGGGGAGGUGCAGAAAGGUUCUCAGUUGCCAUUGAGAGUAACGAUUGCGUCUCGCCAAUGA